AUGGAUACAAUGAGAGAUAAAAUCCGACACCGGGAGGAACUGGAGAGCGAUUCAAGUGAGGAACUGGAGGACAGUUCCAGUGAAUCGGCGGAACUGGAGGUCAUCACUAACCGCAUGAAGUCGGAGGAGGAGGUGAUCGUCUCGGAGCACAACAUGUGGUUAUCACACGUGCCUUAUCUGUACGACUCGGCGCUGACCCACGCCUUGCAGUGGAUCUCACCGACAGUCCAGUGGUUGCCAGACGUCAUACCCACCAACGACUCGGACCUACUGUCUCAGCACCGACUCAUUCUCGGCACUCAUAUGACAGCCGGCGAUCUGCCGGACCUGUUGCUCGUGGCGUCGGUCCCGGUGCCCAACGACGGCACUACUGGCGAGCAAUUGGCUGAGGGUUACGGUGGACAGGGAUCAGUCAGAAUGGACAUAAAGAUAGCGCACGAGGGGCCUGUUAGGAGGGCCCGGUAUAUGCCACAGAACCCCGACUUUAUAGCCACUCAGACAAUGGACGGGGAUGUGCUGCUGUUUGACGUAAGCAAACACCCGCCGGAGCCGCCAGUGGGCUCCCGGUGCGCACCUAACGCCCGACUCGUUGGCCACACCGUAGGCGGCACUGGACUGGCGUGGAGUAGACACCGAAUGGGCUAUUUAUUGAGCGCCGGCUACGACACGACUGUCCGCCUGUGGAACGUCUUCCAGCACCGACUCCAGUAUGAGGCCAGUCGUGUGUUUAAGGCACACGUGGCGCCGGUAAAGGACGUCCAGUGGCACGAGAGCAACGCCCGGGUGUUUGGGUCGGUGGACGGCGCCGGACGGCUCAUGGUUUGGGACAUUCGCGCCGACAAUGACCGGACGCCCCAACUAGAGGUGGGCGCACACAACCAAAAGUGCAAUUGUCUGGCGUUUAGCCCCCACUCCGAAGCCUCAUUGGCUACCGGUGCUGACGAUAACACUGUAAAGCUCUGGGAUCUGAGACAAAUUCGGCGACCGAUACACGCGCUCGAGUGGCACAGGGAUGCCGUGUUUCAGGUGCAGUGGGCGCCCCACAACUCCUCCAUUAUAGGCUCGAGUGGCGGCGACCGGCGCCUACAUCUAUGGGACCUAAGUAUCAUCGGUGCCGAACAGAGCGAGAUGGAGGCGCUGGAGGGACCGCCAGAGCUGCUGUUCAUACACGGCGGACAUACCGGCCCUGUCAUGGAUUUCUCGUGGAAUGAGAACAACGAUUGGAUGGUGGGGUCGGUAUGCGAGGGCCCACUCCUGCAGGUCUGGAAAAUAAGUGAAUCUUUGUAUGACGAGGACUAG
Molecule: messenger RNA, 1299 nt
Organism: Oppiella nova
Lineage: Eukaryota; Metazoa; Arthropoda; Arachnida; Sarcoptiformes; Oppiidae
Source: the annotation of a GenBank genome assembly